This is a messenger RNA of Laccaria bicolor S238N-H82, 594 nucleotides long. RefSeq lists its product as uncharacterized. The transcript has 8 exons. Lineage: Eukaryota; Fungi; Basidiomycota; Agaricomycetes; Agaricales; Hydnangiaceae. Gene Ontology annotation, cellular component: mitochondrion; cytoplasm; membrane. The record is from RefSeq and is a predicted model, not a curated record. Bases 1 to 594 code for a protein of 197 amino acids.
AUGGCUACGCUAAUCCGUGCUUACAAUUCAGCUCUUCUUCGGAAGCCUAUGAUCACGCAGUGCACGACCGCUGCCAUACUAUUUGGAGCUGGAGACAUAAUAGCGCAGCAGGCUGUCGAGGGGAAAGGGAAAGACCAUGAUUUUCUUCGUACGGCGAGGUUAAGCUUUUACGGGGGUGCACUGUUUGGCCCAGCCAUGACAAAGUGGUACUCCUUCCUGAAUAGAAUCAAAUUCCCCAGCCCUACUAAGGCGUUGGUGUACCGGGUACAGUCGUGUUUUUUUACUCAUGUUAUGGUUCUCACCCCAGUGGCUGUUGCCUUCUUCUACGGAUCAAUGAGCGUUCUUGAAGGAAAACCAGACGAGGCGCUAUCUCGUAUCAAAGCCGCAUACGUACCCACCAUCAUCCGAAAUUGGGGGGUAUACAUCCCAACACAACUGAUAAACUUCUCAAUCGUCCCACCACAUCUCCGUUUCUUUACCGUUAGUGUUGUCAGCUUGUUCUGGAAUGCCUACCUGAGCGCGUCGAACGCGCAGGUACACAAGGACGUGGUUACGGAGGCUGAGUUGGAAAAAGCAGUAGAUACAGUGGACUAG